This is a messenger RNA of Myzus persicae (green peach aphid), 2360 nucleotides long. Its product is annotated as UDP-glucuronosyltransferase 2B2-like. The record is from RefSeq and is a predicted model, not a curated record. The transcript has 4 exons. NCBI's taxonomy places the organism in Eukaryota, Metazoa, Arthropoda, Insecta, Hemiptera, Aphididae. The coding region runs from base 201 to 1766 and encodes 521 amino acids. Gene Ontology annotation, molecular function: UDP-glycosyltransferase activity.
GUGAACUCAACUACUUCAAUAAUGAUCAAUUUAAUAAUCCAGUCUAACAUUAGUCAAUAGUCAUAAUAUACCAAGGUUAACAUGGUGAUGUCACGGAAUUAACACAAUAAAUUGAACAACAAUUAAUACUAACCAACAGUCCAAUACUAGUAACAGUUCAAGUUCAAACGCCAGAAACCCACGUUAUUCAAACAUCAAAAAUGAUAGUUUUAAAAUCAAAUAAAAUGUUCUUACCUUUCUUUUCAAUACUAAUUUAUAUGUUUGCUUGUUCGUGGAUACCUGCACCCAUUGAGGGGGCUAGAAUAUUAGCUGUGGAGACCGUUGGAGGUAAAAGUCACUGGAACAUUAUGAGUGGAAUUCUUCGAGCAUUGGUGGACAACGGUCACAAUGUCACCGUGUUCACGCCAUUUCCUGAGGGAAACCGUGAAAACUAUACAGAAGUAUCCACAUCUACAGACGCUAUAACAAUUCUAGGAGACGACCUCGAUGAUUUGAUGGAUAAAUUUGGUGAUCCCCUUAAAACUAUUAAUCAGGUGUCAUUAAUCAGUAGAGAUAUGUGCGAUGCAGUGUAUGAAAAUAGUAAAAUGAUAGAGGUAUUGGCUAAUAAACGUUCCGAUUUCGACAUAGUUAUAAUUGAACCAGUAUUCUCGGAAUGCGUAACGUACGUCGCUGUCAAGUUGAACUUGCCACUCAUAUACGUCUUUCCAAUACCAACAACAGGUGUAAUGGAACGAAUAUUUACGGGACACGGCUCCAACCCCGCUGUAGUUUCCUUUAACCUGGCAAGUUUUGGUAUUCCAAAAACAUUUGUCCAAAGAACAGUCAAUGUUGCUCUUUUGAUUUAUGCCACAAUCGUAAGAAAAAUAUAUGAACUGAUUCUGAUGUACAAAGAACCAAGAGACUACGAUUUGUAUGCACCCAUCCCACCUUCUUUGGUAUUUGUCAAUAGACAUUUCACAAUGGAACCAGCAAGUCCUAUCCAGUCGAAUGUUGUGGAAGUCGGUGGAAUACAUUUGAAAGCAGCCAAGAAAUUACCAAAAGAUUUAUUAGAAUUCAUUGAACAAUCGCCUCAUGGUGUUGUUUAUUUCACUUUUGGUUCAACUGUUAAAAUGGCUUCAUUGCCAGAAAACACCAAAAAAGCAUUUAUGGAUGCACUCGCACAAAUCCCUCAAAGAGUUUUAUGGAAAUAUGAAGAUGAUAUUGAAAAUUUACCAAAAAAUGUUAUGAUUAAAAAGUGGCUACCUCAACGUGAAAUUCUUUUACACCCAAAUGUGAAACUCUUCAUCAGUCACGGAGGUAUAUCUGGAUUAUAUGAAGCUAUAGAUGCUGGUGUCCCAGUUCUUGGAUUUCCUUUAUUUUCUGAUCAGCCGAAAAAUGUUGACAGUUUGGUCAAUGCAGGAAUGGCGAUUUCUAUGGAUAUUUUGUCCGUUACAAAGGAUGAGUUCUUAAAAAAUGUUUUGGAACUAUUAAACAAUAAAAAGUACAUGAAGAAUGCUAAAACUGCUCAAAAAAUAUUCAGAGAUCGGCCGAUGUCACCAGCAAGUUCAGUUGUGUUCUGGACUGAGUAUGUUAUACGUCAUAAGGGUGCUCCCCAUCUGACAUCUCAUGCAAUUAACCUACCGUGGUAUCAAUACUAUCUCUUGGAUCUUAUUAGUUUAAUAUUAGUUCUUAUUGUUGUUGUGUUUUUCGUUUCCUACAGAUUUUUAAAAUCUGUUACUAAAUAUUUUUCAAAUUAUUCUAGAAAUAUUAAAUCGAAAUCUGAAUAGUUUUUAAUACCAGUAAUAGAUAGGUAAUUAAUAGUUUAUCGGCGGAUCCAAAGUUAGGGAACUGUGGAUUUCUCCAUUUCAAGAGCCCGCGCUUAUUAGGGCAAAACUGGAUCAGAACUCGGUAUCCUGUAACAAAAAAACACAAUAUGCUGAUGAUUCGUAUAAUCUAUAGAUAUAUACAGAACAUUUCUUACAUUUAUUCAUAAUUAUCAUUGAAAAUCAGGUUGAAGACAUGAACAUUUAGUUUGUGUAUUCCUAAAUAUUAAAUUUAUAGUUAAAAUAAAUAUAUUAUGUAUUUUAGUUUAUAAAAGCUAUUUAAUAAACACUUGGUAAGUUAUAACUACUACCUGCUAUUUAUCAUAACAGUUUUCUAAUUUUUUUUUCAUCUGAGGAGAAGUUUCAAUGUCUCAAAAUUAAUUUUUUGAGCUGUACAUUUUUCCAUAUACCUACUAAGUAUCGAAAUAUUUGUAUAAAUUGUCUUCAGUUACUGUACGGCAAAAAAAAAUCUCAAUUAAUUUAACCCGACUAGAACUUAUUUCAGCCAUAUCCGCAGGCCGUAGCACUACUGAAUGGAAGUUUAUCCAAAAUUUCAUA